AUGCACACGAUUAAGCUCUUUCUUUUUAUUGUUCCUCUAGUUAUUUCUUCCAAAAUUGACCAAGACUAUUCAUCAUAUGAUUCUAUGUCUCCAGAGCCAAAAUCAAGAUUUGCUAUGUUAGAUGAUGUAAAAAUUUUAGCCAAUGGCCUCCUUCAGUUAGGACAUGGUCUUAAAGACUUUGUCCAUAAGACUAAGGGCCAAAUUAAUGACAUAUUUCAAAAACUCAACAUAUUUGAUCAGUCUUUUUAUGACCUAUCACUGCAAACCAAUGAAAUCAAAGAAGAAGAAAAGGAACUUAGAAGAACUACAUCCAAACUACAAGUCAAGAAUGAAGAAGUAAAGAAUAUGUCACUUGAACUCACCUCAAAACUUGAAAGCCUCCUAGAAGAAAAAAAUCUACUUCAACAAAAAGUGAAAUAUUUGGAGAAGCAAUUAACCAGUUUAACUAAAAAUCAACCUGAAAUCCAGGAACACCCAGAAAUAACUUCACUUAAAAAUUUUGUAGAACAGCAAGAUAACAGCAUCAAAGACCUUCUCCAGACCGUGGAGGAACAAUACAGACAAUUAAAUCAACAGCAUAGUCAAAUAAAAGAAAUAGAAAACCAGCUAAGAAGAACUGGUGUUCAAGAAUCCACAGAAAAUUCUCUUUCUUCUAAACCAAGGGCACCAAGAACUACCCCUUUUCUUCACUUGAAUGAAACAAAAAUUGUAGAACAUGAUGACAUUCCUGCUAACUGUACCACCAUUUAUAACAGAGGUGAACAUACAAGUGGCAUCUACUCCAUUAGACCCAGCAACUCUCAAGCUUUUAAUGUCUACUGUGAUGUUAAAUCAGGUAGUUCAUGGACAGUGAUUCAACACCGAAUAGAUGGAUCACAAAACUUCAAUGAAACCUGGGAAAACUACAGAUAUGGUUUUGGGAGGCUUGACGGAGAAUUUUGGUUGGGUCUAGAGAAGAUAUAUUCCAUAGUAAAGCAAUCUAAUUACGUUUUACGAAUUGAACUAGAAGACUGGAAAGACAACAAGCAUUAUAUCGAAUAUUCCUUUCACUUGGGAGAUCAUGAAACCAACUAUACAUUACACCUAGUUGAGAUUACUGGCAAUGUCCCCAACGCACUCCCGGAACACAAAGAUUUGGCAUUUUCUACUUGGGAUCAUAAAGCAAAAGGACAUGUCAACUGUCCAGAAAGUUAUUCAGGAGGCUGGUGGUGUCACGAUGUAUGUGGGGAAAACAACCUGAAUGGUAAAUAUAACAAGCCAAGAGCAAAAACUAAGCCAGAGAGGAGAAGAGGAAUAUAUUGGAAGUCUCAAAAUGGAAGGUUGUACUCUAUCAAAUCAACUAAAAUGUUGAUCCAUCCAACAGAUUCAGAAAGCUCUGAAUGA
Molecule: messenger RNA, 1383 nt
Organism: Prionailurus viverrinus (fishing cat)
Lineage: Eukaryota; Metazoa; Chordata; Mammalia; Carnivora; Felidae
Gene: ANGPTL3
Product: angiopoietin like 3
Exons: 7
Coding region: 1-1383 (460 amino acids)
Biological process (GO): phospholipid homeostasis; phospholipid catabolic process; cholesterol homeostasis
Source: RefSeq, a predicted model, not a curated record